Molecule: messenger RNA, 210 nt
Organism: Penicillium soppii
Lineage: Eukaryota; Fungi; Ascomycota; Eurotiomycetes; Eurotiales; Aspergillaceae
Exons: 1
Coding region: 1-210 (69 amino acids)
Source: RefSeq, a predicted model, not a curated record
AUGGCGACUUCAGCCUUUGUCAUCAUGGAAGACCGCGUGGACCAAUACAUUCGGGAAUACCCCGAUAGCUGUUCAGCAUGCUAUAAGGUCGAAAGAAACACCGCCAACAACACCACACUUAUGACUAGGAUGCCUUCGAACUUGGCAGCUGUUCGCCACUUACCCCCCUCCAUGGCGAAUAGAGAGAGCACCAUGAUUCUCGCGGUAUAG